This is a messenger RNA of Brienomyrus brachyistius, 5285 nucleotides long. Its product is annotated as protein shortage in chiasmata 1 ortholog. The transcript is spliced from 28 exons. Gene Ontology annotation, molecular function: ATP hydrolysis activity; single-stranded DNA binding. Gene Ontology annotation, cellular component: condensed nuclear chromosome. The record is from RefSeq and is a predicted model, not a curated record. Bases 889 to 4875 code for a protein of 1328 amino acids. Gene Ontology annotation, biological process: resolution of meiotic recombination intermediates. NCBI's taxonomy places the organism in Eukaryota, Metazoa, Chordata, Actinopteri, Osteoglossiformes, Mormyridae.
CAUGGGAUCCCGCAUUGUGGAGUCCUGGUGUUAUUUACUUCCCUCCCGUGACACUCUUCAGCACUCCGUACAGGGCAGGCCCUGGGUGAUCCUAGCUAGCUCGCGUCUCUUUCCUAAGAUAAGUAGUACAAUAUUAAAAGUGGUGUAAAUAUCUGUAAUGCCACGCGAUGCAACCAGAGGUGUCUUCUGAGUUUGUCACUCGCUCUUUAUCGGCACAGAUAAAAUCUUCACAGUUUCAGAGGCGUAUAGUUCAUGGCGGUAAACGGAUCGGAAGGUUUGGAGGAGCGUUACGAAGGAAUUUAGGUCUUUUUAAUUUUUUAAUUAAACCAUCAGUCCCAUCGAGUGUUAUCCUUUAGUCGAACGCCACUUUCUUUAAGAUGUUCACAAAAUAAUUGACUAAUAAAUUAGCUGUAUUUUUUUUAAAUCAAGUAUCCAAUUACCAUCAUUUAACGAAAUACAGAUAACAUUCAAGGGAAUUUGUAAGCAUUCGUCUGUUGUUUUUAGCUCUAAUAGUACUUAGUACAUAACUGUUUAUGUAAUAGUUUCCUAGUCUCAACAGCACUAACUUAGGCGACUUAGCUAACUAACCAAAUAAAAUAUUUUUUUUACGUCGAUGGGACCAGUUGGGUAUGUUUUAUUUUUUUUCAGAGUGGUGUAAGAUUAAUAAUAAAAGGAAACAGGACAUGGUAUGAUACGUCUCGUGUGAAAAUUGGUGACCUUUUAGCUGAGCAGUUAGUCUCCGCUAAUUUUAUCUGUAUAUCGAUGUCUGUCUGUAUGUCUCUGUUUCUGUGUAUUAUUUCAGUAAUUACAAGUCUGAUAGAGAAAUUACGUGUCCAAUACAGUCUAGAAGGAAAAUGUUCUCUGCUAUCAGAUACAAGUCUAUAGAUUAUGCAUUUGAGCUUCCCUCCAACGCAGGCUUCCGCAAGAUGCAAGAUGACUAUGAGCUUGCUGGCCCUCCCGUUGCCAGAGCGAACGAGAGAACUUCCUGAUCUUGCUUUUCGGGAGCCAUGGACCAGAGCAAAAGUAAUGUCCUCUUGUAGGCUAUCAGUUGGUGGAUCUGUGCUGGAUGAUUUGUGCACAAGUAGAGAAGUGGUAGACAUUCCAGAAAAGAUAAGUUUCUCCUCGACUCGAGGAGGGGUGGCACGUCUGACUUCUCAGACUGGUGUGAACCACCCAUCCUGGUGUGAGACUUUCAGCAUAGGUGCAAUAGAACAACAGCUGAUAAGACAACAUGAGAAUCUCUGCUUGGAGGAGGUGUUCUGUGUUGAUUUCCUACCAAAAUUCCAGAAGCUUCCAUCGUUGGACAUUCUUUUGACCAGACUGAAAACCCUAACUGUGUCAGACCCUUUGCUAACGCUCAUGGCUGUUUCAGAGCCCUGCAUUCUGAGGGACUGUGUACCGUGGGAGGACACUGUAGCAGCAGGUGCCAAUACUGGGAAAGCCAAUGUAAAGGAGCAGUUUCUCACAGAGUCUCUGGCAGACAAAGAGGGUCUCCUGCUUGAUGUGGUGCUUGAGUUCCACGUCCAAAGCCCAGCUCGCCUUUCUCUGUACAGCACCCUCAAGAACAUAACUUCUGUUGUCCCAGAAAUUGUACUGGAGAGCAGUACCAGUCUGGAGUACCUCAGAAUGGAUACAGCUGCAAGUGUCCAAAUGAGGGUAGAGUUGUAUGACAUGCCUAGUGAACUAACCAGCCGUGAUUUGGCAGUGGAAUCACCAGUUCUUUCUUCUCCUCCAGUCUGUCUCAUCCUCCUGCCCAACCUGGAACUGGAUGUUCCCCUCAGACCCCCAUGCCCACCCUGCCUCCCCCAGCCCAGGACCAGCUGCCUCCAGCUUCAGAAGGAGACACUGUCACCAGAAGAUUGUCUUGACCUUCUGCAUGAUGGUGGCAGAGCUGCAAUGGAGGGAAUAUGGAAAGCAGAGAAACACCACCAUUCCGUCCUGGACCUGCUGCUGGCAGAACCACAGAAGUGUCACCGUGCGAAGCAUUACCCACCCCUUCUGGAAGCUGCCAAACUGAUGGACAUCAAGCGGUUUAUCGAGGUGCACAGAGACCUCGAAAUUGAGCACCUCAUUCUGAACUUCCACCCGGACCUGGGUGUGGAGAAGACGCCCCCAGUAGAGCAGAUCCACACAGACUCUGCGCUUGCCCCAGUUGAAGAUUUCUCAGUGUUGUCCGUCAGACAGGUUGAUUAUAUUCUAACAGAAUCGAGUGAUGAGUCAGAAUAUAUAAAGCAGCCCAAGAAAGGUGUGGAAGACUUGGAUAAGGAUUUGGAUGACAUGACUGACAGUGCAAAAGUCAGUCUAACAGUCAGACCUAAAAGCCUGAACAUACUUAACAUACCUAGAGCUCACAGAACAGAGUCUAGCCCAGUGGGGGGUUCGGAGAGAAGGAAUACAACCCAGCUGGCCAGAGCUUGUGGAACGGGGACUCCUAAUAGAAACGCAGCCUGGACACCUCGAAAGGACCUAGACCCCCUUCACACCUUCAUGAUACUCCGGUCCCAGCAGUGGCACAAAUCUGUUAACCAAGAGCGUCCAACAGAACCAGCUCCCAGACAGAAGCUAGAGCCCAAUCAGAAGCCGGUGUGCACAAUUUCAGGCAGAGAUAGAGCUGGAGCCAAAGACAUUUGCAAUGCAACUGCAGCUAAGGACAGAGGCAGUAGUCACGUCAUUGCUGUGCAGGCAUCAGAGAGCCAGAGACAGGCGUAUCAAGAGCUCCGGGCUGUGACAAUGUCCUGCCUGUCAAACAGCAAUUCCUACGCCUUGGGGAGCCAGACUGAUUUCCAUAGCCUGUCCUCAGACCAAACCCUGUUCCUCCUUAGGCAACAGGAAAAAGAGCUCAGCACGUGCUUGAUGCAAGGAGAGCCCAGUGAGAAAGGCAUUACUAUACACAAAGAACUGAGCUUGGUACAUGUGUUGGUCACAGCCAGAGACCUGCUUCUCACCUGUGACCUCAGUGCUGCUGUCGACUACCUUGAUGAAGCACGGACAGCAGAUGUGGGAGGCUGUCUGAACUCGCUGUGGACCAGACUGCGUGUGGUGCAGUACCUGAGUUGGAGGAGCAGAGAACCGAACCCUAAAGCAGCUCAGCUGGAGCAGGAGAUGAAGGCCUGGUGGCUGAGGAACAGGAGUCAGACACCUUCUCCUAAAGUUCUUGUCAUCCUCGCCAUGGACACAGAUUGUGUAAGGGCUGAGGUUUAUGACACGCUUAGUCAUAUCACAGGUGUCCCCCCAUCAUUCCUUUAUCCAGAGGAGGGGAACAGGAAGCUGGAUGGUCAGAGAGUGAGCAAGAGUUUGCAGGAGAGUUGGUGCACGGUGGUCAGCAGCUCCCACAUUGGUCCCAGCUUUCCUUGGGACUGCCUCUCCCUUGUAGUGGAGUAUAACAGCUCAGAGUCUUCAGCCUGGGCUACUGUCUGCCGGGAGAUGGGCAUCAGUCACAUGACUUUUCAGACCAUUAUUCCAAUUGUUGACCCAACCCAGGCUGACUGUGCUGUGGAGCUGAAGAUCGCGUUCGUACUACUGGGAGCAGGCAGUCUGUGUCGCAGUAAGGAACUGCUGCAGAUCCUGCAGUCUACGUAUGGCAUGAGCCUGCUGGAGAGGAGCCUCCAGCCCUCUCCUCAGAUGCUGGGUGGACAAGAUGGUCACUCUGUGGUCACAGUGGAUGAGAGCACAGCAAUUUUCACGCAGGAGCUGGAAGCACUGAGGAUAGAUGAGAUCACUGAGAACGUGGUACAGAGACUGACAGCCCUCUCUCUGCAGUACAGUCACUGCUGGGUCCUCCUGCUCUGCCCCGAGAAGCUUAGCUCUGGGUACAACUGCACCAGUGAGGUCUUCAGAAACCUGCCACAGAUCUACUUGCAGCUUUCAUGGUUUGGGGAGAAGAUGAAAGACAUGGAUGUCAAGGGCCCUGUAAGUCCACAGGUGCUGUUUGUGACUGGAAUGGCAGACCUGGCCAGAUGCAUGCAUGACAUUGCUCGCCAUACCCUGAUGACCUGCAGCAGAGAUCCCAUCACCUGGCUAGACAGAGACUGGCUCUCGGUGCUGCCAUCUCAGGAGGAGAAAUGGCUGACACAUUUCCCUAGCAUCUCCCCACUGGUUGCCCAGCUGAUGCUGUCCCGAGCCCCAGGCUUUCACUGGCUUCUUACGGCUCCUCUCCCUGAUCUCCGGAGAUUACUUCCUGAGGUCCCUGAGAAAGUGAUCAAGCUUUUCAGCGAGGCUGCAGCGUUCUUCCCGGCGAUCAUGUGCCAGUCCCCGGAUCCUCCAUCACGGUUCUUCUUAAGUCCAGGGGACCUUGGAAGGGAAGAUGAACUCCUCUCGCCUCUCUGUCCGGCGGAUUUUGGAGCCUACGAUGCCAGUAGCUCACUUAGUGUGAAGGAUGAGGCAGUGGCACUUGAACUUGGUUUGGGUCGUGGCUCAGGAGCGGCUACAGACCUCGACGGCCGUUUCCUCACGAGCAGGGAUUCCUGCAUGGCACAGGAACCUAAGGAAUCACGCAUGAAAUACACAGCCCGGCUUCAGCAGAUAAGCUGGCCUUUCACGGACCCCCACCCCCAUGGUCUCUCUGUGGAAGAUCCUUUCCGAAUGGCCGCUGAAACAGCCCAUAAUUCACUGCUCCCAAAAUAUUCACAGGAGCUGUUUCUGCCCUGCCCUACAGGGCCCCAGUGGAGGGCCAGUACCUCCCUAGGGAACACUACCAAUGACAUCACUGUCCACUGGAAGGGGUGUUUCAACAGGGGGGUGGAAGGGAAGAGGAAUGCAGAAAGGAUGGAAAAGGAAGAUGUGACAGAAGUUAUACCGCAUGCGGCAAAGAGAAAACUGACCUACGAAAGAAUCCCCGGUCGUGGUGAUGGACAAACACGGCUCAUGUUCUCCUAGCGAACUGUGUAGCAAUGUUCCUGUUCUUACUGACCUCUCAUAUUGCACCAGCUUUUUGCUUGAUAAACGUUCAGCAAAAGACCUUUUCCCUUUGGUACGGAAAUAUCAAGCAUGUGGUUUAUGCUAAAUACAAAUUCUGUAGUCAGUGUGGAGACAAAUUACUUUGCAGAACCCAAGAAGCUACCCUGGAGUUAUUUUUCCUUGUGCCUUUGUAGUGUUCAUCAUUCCAUUGUGAGAGAAUAUCGCCAAUUGGAAAGGAAUAAACAUUUCAGAACUAAUUUAUAGACACUGCAGUGUUCAUGUUGCGGAAAAAUUCCCGCUGCAAGACCUACAGUAGUUCUUAGUGUCCUCAUGUUUCCAGCUAAUGUUUUGGUAUUCAACAUUUCAGAAUAAACUUCUGCUUAAACGCG